AUGGGGAUUUCGGGUGUGGAGGGCGCCUCGGUAGGGGAAUUUGACCCGGCCCACCAAAGAUGGCUUCCAGUUGCGGAGUUGGUGUUGCCUGGGGACAAAGGUGAUCAGGUUUAUGCUGUUGCAUGGGCACCAAACAUUGGCAGACCAUAUGAAGUAAUAGCUAUUGCAACUCACAAGGGAAUUUCAAUAUGGCAUCUUGGAUUGGACCCUGACCUAGAUGGAAGGCUCUCAGUGGAAAAAGUUGCUCUGCUCUCCAGUCAUGAAGGCGAGGUGUGGCAGAUGGAAUGGGACAUGAGUGGAAUGACCUUGGCAACCACCGGAAGUGAUGGGGCGGUGCGGUUGUGGCAGUCUAAUUUGAAUGGCGCUUGGAUGGAACAGGCUGCAUUUGAACCCACUUCUUAGCCCCACCAGUGUGUUAUCUUUGACUUCCUUCAUGUUGUAGUCGCUAUUUCCUGUAUUUAUUAUCAAGAAAUCAGUCCUGCCAACAAGAAACACUUAAGAAAUCAGGAUU
This is a messenger RNA of Juglans microcarpa x Juglans regia, 511 nucleotides long. RefSeq names its product protein SEH1-like. Lineage: Eukaryota; Viridiplantae; Streptophyta; Magnoliopsida; Fagales; Juglandaceae. Bases 1 to 402 code for a protein of 133 amino acids. The record is from RefSeq and is a predicted model, not a curated record. The transcript has 3 exons. Gene Ontology annotation, biological process: positive regulation of TORC1 signaling; cellular response to amino acid starvation. Gene Ontology annotation, cellular component: nuclear pore outer ring; Seh1-associated complex. Gene Ontology annotation, molecular function: protein binding; structural molecule activity.